UUGGCAACAUUAUCACUCAGGUGUUUUAAAAAUUCACCGUUAGAAGACGCUGAAAAAAUAUAGGCCAUGUGGAUUUAUUUUACGUAUUUAUUCCAAAUUCCACGUCCAAAGAAGUAAAGUUUUAGCAAGACGACAAAUGGGAGAGCUUUUGCUGAAUACACCAAAAAGGAAUCAAUUACUCAAGGAUGGUCCACCUGUGCCCACAAGGUGUCAGAUUUUAGGACGUGGGGCCUAUGGAACGGUGUUCAAGGCUAUUUAUAGGGAUUGUGCAGUUGCUGUGAAGAUCAUUAGAGCCCAUGCGGCGUCCACUUUACACAAUGAAUCCCAUUUGCUUAACCUGGAGCACAGGAACAUAGUCCGUCUUUUAAAACUUGAAUCCGCUGUACAGUUCGGCUUGGUCAUUAUGGAAUGCCCUAGGGGGCAAUGUCUGCAGAGGAUCGUAGACACUUUGGCUCUACCACUAAUGCACAGGGUUUUAAUAACCCUGGAUGUGGUUGCUGCCUUGAGAUACUGUCAUUCCCAGAAUGUAUUACAUCUUGAUGUAAAGCCAACCAAUAUAUUGGUUGCACUGGGAAUAAAGUCUUCAGGGGUUGGCAACUUUUCAAAGGUCAAGCGGAGCUACAUCUGCAAGCUCUGUGAUUUUGGUUCAUCCAUUGAGAUGGGCGAAUAUUGUGCUAGACAAGACCCAAUUAAUGCCAAUGGAACCCUGAGAUACAUGUCUCCUGAAGCCCUGCGUUUAGACAGUCUAUCCGAAGCCUCAGAUAUCUACUCCCUGGGCAUUACCAUGUGGCAGUUGCAAGCCCGUAGACUACCUUAUCAUAUGCUAGAUUGCAAUGAAACCAUAGCCUACCAAGUGGUAAAGCACGAACUACGGCCGGAUAACUAUCAUCAAUUAAAGAUUUUAGCUUUGGAUUCUCCCAGCAACUCGGAUUGGAAUUUUGUCAAUGGAAACAACGCCGACGUGACAUAUAGAAAGGCAAAUACAUCGGCUAGACGUAAUCUGAACCUCGAUCCAUCUUACACCGCCGGCCGUGAUCUGAAAAAGAAACACCGCCGGAACCGAUUAGCACUCCACUUUGAUAGUCCGGCGCCAGAACCGAGUGCGUGCCUCGAAAAUGCUUACUCCAAACUAUACAAAAGCUGCUGGGUCAGCGCCCCGCAAUCACGUUUGAGUUCGUUUCAGCUGAAGCAUGAACUGGAGCUAAUUCUUUGUCGUAGCAACAAAAUAGUUUAAGUUAAUGUAAUUGUUUGCAUUUUAUGUUAUUGAUUCGUAAAGUACAUACCAAUAUUUAUGUAAGAUUUUACCAACCCAUCGCGA
Messenger RNA from Drosophila eugracilis, 1318 nucleotides. RefSeq names its product proto-oncogene serine/threonine-protein kinase mos (gene Mos). Bases 137 to 1234 code for a protein of 365 amino acids. The record is from RefSeq and is a predicted model, not a curated record. Gene Ontology annotation, molecular function: protein kinase activity; ATP binding. Gene Ontology annotation, cellular component: cytoplasm. NCBI's taxonomy places the organism in Eukaryota, Metazoa, Arthropoda, Insecta, Diptera, Drosophilidae. The transcript has 3 exons. Gene Ontology annotation, biological process: signal transduction; protein phosphorylation; positive regulation of MAPK cascade.